Pomacea canaliculata is the source of this 3650-nucleotide messenger RNA. Its product is annotated as mucin-17-like. The transcript has 14 exons. Gene Ontology annotation, molecular function: metalloendopeptidase activity. The record is from RefSeq and is a predicted model, not a curated record. NCBI's taxonomy places the organism in Eukaryota, Metazoa, Mollusca, Gastropoda, Architaenioglossa, Ampullariidae. Gene Ontology annotation, biological process: proteolysis. Bases 929 to 3532 code for a protein of 867 amino acids.
AAAACAUUCCAUUGCGAGAUCGGAUCCGUUACCGUUCUAUCUCUAGUCUUUAUUAUGUCACAGUCAGUCCUGGUGAGGUCUGUAGUGGGAAAGCAUGAAAAAUGAAAAACCUGAGUAAAUAAGCUUGGCACUGCUAUUGUGUAGAGGGAGGGAAGGUUACACGUGAUGCACGUUCAAUUAGGUUAUAUUUGUCAUUAAAAAUCAUUCUUUACGGAUCAGUUUGAACUUGUCGAAUGACUGCUAAAUGUUUUGAUUACAUGUCUGCUCGCGAAUGUAAAACUGCUGAGUCCUGAGACAGGCCAUAGCAAUCAUGAAUAUUAAUAUGUAAACUUAUGUUUAUUGUUUAAAUUUUGAGUACAGAAAAUGGAUAUAAGUCUAAAUAUGUAAUUACUCCAAUAUUUUUGCUGAUCAAAUGUUCUCUUUUUGGGAGGCGAUAUGGGGGAGUAUUUAUCUCUCAUCUAUGUCGCAGCAAAGCCUUGCGCAAGCCCACCUCUCCAUGAAUCUCCUGCUAUUCACUUUACCGUGACCUCUCUAUCUCUCUCCACCCACCACGCAUCCAGAUACCCACCCACCCUCGACGACAGUAGUGUGUCUGACGUCAGAAGUCGGGUAGCAGUUAUACUUGGGUUGCCAAAAAUUAUUUCAAAAAUCUGGGUGGGUAUGAGGCAUUGCUAUAAAUGAAACGUCACCUUUCCUCCAUGUUCUGUGACACACUGGCUUGUAACGACUGAUCGUCAGCAGCUUACAAAAACUUUUACCACUUAUCGAAUAGGCUGCAAAGAGAACGCUGAAGUAAAGCACUUUUCUUAGGAACAACUUUAUUUCUAGUCCGCUAACAUCAUUUUUUUAUUUUUGGAAUAACUGUUAGAAACCUAGUAGCGAGAAUUUCGUUGCAAGGACAAGUUACGACGACCGAAUAUUUCUAACCAUGAAAGAAGUUUUCCGAGGAGUUAUUGUUUUUCUGCUGGGUGUUGUUCUCUCCUCUCCGAUCCAAGAAAUUCGGGAAGAUGAUCAUGAAAGAGAGCUGGUCAACGUGCAGCUUUUACGUCAUCACAGCGAUCACCGAGUCCGACGUGAAGCUGGAGUCUCCAGCAUGCCAGACGUCAUCGUGACGCAAUUCCGGUUGUCAGACAAUGACGUCAUUUUGAGGCUUCGUCGAGUGCCUCACCCUAAGAUGUACACUUUUGGGGAUUCUUUCGAGGAGUAUACUCACUCCCCUAUGGAAUCCUCUGUGUACGUUGACCCUUCACGAUCUGCUGCGUUCAUGGUUGCAAGGUCGGGAUACGGCGAUUACAUCCUGGAAGGAAAUCUUCAUCAUAAAGGAAAGCAACUUUACUUACGUCCAACUCGCAGCAGACGAUCAGCAGAUGACCACAACGAACACGCUGUCUCCCCUUUGGUAGACAUUCCCGUCAUUGACUUUGGUGAUGACUACUACGACGUUGGUGGCACUAACAGCAGCUACGAUGGUGGAAUCCACAGAAGGAAACGACAAACGCAAGUUACGACACACACCAUUAAAAUUACUGUCGUUGUCGACUACAGUGACUACUCCAACUGGACGAGACAAUUUCCAAAUGACACAAUGAUCCAGAUUCGAACCUACUUCACUUACAUCGCAACUUUGUUGAGAAACAUCUACACUAGUGUCAACAAAAUAGACAGCAGCAUUGAUAUCAAACCGGUCGUUACCAGCUUUGUUGUGCUCACGACACCCCAAGUAUCCAACUUCUCGGAAUCAGUGCAUACCGCUGCUGGUGGGAACCCAAUCCAGGGAAGAGCUUUUCUGGAAGCAUUUUCUAACUGGAUUUCUACUCAGCCAAACAUAAGCGCUAGCGACCAUUACAUGGCGUUUACAGGGUAUGACAUCGCCUCAGCAGUUGGUAUCGCAAACAAGGGAACCUUGUGCAGGGGCAGACUGUCGGUGUCCAUUGUGGAGGACCACAAGCAGGCCAGUGUGGCCAACACUGCUGCCCACGAGCUUGGACACAGCAUCAAUGCUUCCCACGACGGCGACGUCGGCUGCGACAAUGCCAAGCAGUUCGUCAUGACCCCGACGUUCUUCGUGCCCCCGGAUUUAUCGGUGACCUCCCCCAGCAACCUCUUCACGUUCUCUACCUGCAGUGUGAACGCCUUCAAACGCUAUCUGAACACGCAAACGUGCACACUCAAUACCUCCAUGACGACGACAAGUGUGCUGACUCCUGUACCAUAUGGAGAACUCAUCACUAACCUGGAUCUUCAAUGUCAAGUGGCCCUUGAUGACCCGGACAGCAAGUCCUGUCAGGAAUUAGAUCAAGAGGCUCCUUUGGCUUCUCUCUGCUACGGGAUGUUGUGCAGUCUACAGGGUGGUAACAUAUGUCAAUAUGUUCUUCCUUUUGAUGGCACACCCUGUGGACCUGAAGAGAUUUGCCAGCAGGGAUUAUGCGUCUCUAAAGCAGCUGCAACAAUACCAACAACACAAGUAACAUCAGCACAGCAAGAAAUCUCAACCAGUCUAUCUAUCUCAGCAAGUCCCACAACCCAGGAAAACAUCAGACCAAAUGGCACAGUCCUGCAGACAGUCACCACACCAAAGGUCACCAUCUCGCCGGUAGUCACUACACCAAAUGUCACAAACCUGCAAGCAGUCACCACACAAAAUACCACACGCAUGAAUGCAGUCACCACACCAAGUGUCACCAUCUUGCCUAAUGUCACCACACCAAAUACCACACGCCUGAAUGCAGUCACCACACCAAGUACCACACGUCUGAGUGCAGUCACCACACCAAAUGCCACCAUCUUGCCUGUAGUCACCACCCCAAAUACCACACGUCUGAAUGCAGUCACCACACCAAAUGCCACCAUCUCGCCGGCAGUCACCACCCCAAAUACCACACGCCUGAGUGCAGUCACCACACCAAAUGCCACCAUCUUGCCUGUAGUCACCACACCAAAUACCACACGCCUGAGUGCAGUCACCACACCAAAUGCCACCAUCUUGCCUGUAGUCACCACUCCCAAUACCACACGCCUGAGUGCAGUCACCACACCAAAUGCCACCAUCUUGCCUGUAGUCACCACACCAAAUACCACACGCCUGAGUGCAGUCACCACACCAAAUGCCACCAUCUUGCCUGUAGUCACCACUCCCAAUACCACACGCCUGAGUGCAGUCACACACAAAUGCCACCAUCUUGCCUGUAGUCACCACUCCCAAUACCACACGCCUGAGUGCAGUCACCACACCAAAUGCCACCAUCUUGCAGACAGUCACCACACCAUCUGUAGCAUCCCCGACAGUUUCAUCUGCAAGUGUGACAACGACUCCCAUUCCAGGAAGAGUCACAACUACUGUAGGCACAUCAGCGGUCCCAUCCACUACAGCACGAGCCUCCACAACCCAGACAAGAACAACGAACUCUGCUACAUCGACCACCAGGAGCACAGCGCCAGCAACGGCAACCACCUCGACAGCACUGUACAGCCUAGUUCAAAGACUCAGAGCAUACAUCAACUGCGUCAACGGCUGCUCACGUUACCGUUAUAAUUACGCGGAUUACUAUUCUUGUUACAGGCAAUGUUUUGACAUUUACUACGGCUAAUUAGAAAAGUUCUUUGCUGUUUUUUACGUGCAUGCUGCUGCAACAAACACACACACACACACA